UCCGGUGGUGAGGCUCUGUGUUAGUGUGCAAGCAAUAUUUGGAAACCUAACGUCAAAGUGUGGGAGAGGCUGCUUGAUGGCCCCACCCUCCUCACAGCUGGAGGGAAUUCCAGAGGAGGUGGGCUCGGCAGCCAGUUCUCUGAACUGCUGGACCCAUGAUGCUGCUGCGGCUGCGGCUGCUGUGGAUGUUGAUGAUCUUGGCCUCGGCGGUGGCUGCUCCGGCCCGCGAGGCGGAGAGGCAGAGGCUGCAGGCAGCUCGGGCACCUAACGUGGUGCUGGUCGCCAGCGACUCCUUCGACGGAAGACUAACGUUUCAUCCAGGAAGUCAAGUGGUGAAACUUCCUUUUAUCAACUUCAUGAAAACACACGGCACUUCCUUUCUGAAUGCCUACACAAACUCUCCAAUCUGCUGCCCAUCACGCGCAGCUAUGUGGAGUGGCCUCUUCACUCAUUUAACACAAUCCUGGAAUAAUUUUAAGGGUCUAGACCCAAAUUAUACAACAUGGAUGGAUAUCAUGGAGAAGCAUGGUUACCGAACACAGAAAUUUGGGAAACUGGAUUAUACUUCAGGACAUCACUCUGUUAGUAACCGUGUGGAAGCAUGGACCAGGGAUGUUGCUUUUUCACUCAGGCAAGAAGGCAGGCCGAUGGUUGACCUUAUCCCCGAUAGGACUAAAGUGAGAGUGAUGGAAAAGGACUGGAAGAUUACAGACACGGCAGUUGACUGGUUACGAACAGAAGGAGUUAAUAGCACGAAACCAUUUGUUCUCUAUUUGGGCUUAAAUUUACCACACCCAUACCCUUCACCAUCCUCGGGGGAAAACUUUGGGUCUUCAACAUUUCGCACCUCUCUUUAUUGGCUUGAAAAAGUGUCUCAUGAUGUCAUCAAGAUCCCCAAGUGGUUGCCUCUGUCAGAAAUGCACCCUGUAGAUUAUUAUUCUUCUUAUACAAAAAACUGUACUGGGAAGUUUACAGACAAAGAAAUUAAGAACAUUAGAGCUUUUUAUUAUGCUAUGUGUGCUGAGACAGAUGCCAUGCUUGGUAAAAUCAUUCUGGCUCUUCGCCAGCUAGAUCUCCUUCAGAAAACCGUCGUCGUGUACAGUUCGGACCACGGCGAGCUGGCCAUGGAACACCGACAGUUUUAUAAAAUGAGUAUGUACGAAGCCAGUGCCCACGUUCCACUUCUAGUGAUGGGACCAGGUAUUAAGGCCAAACUACAAGUGUCAAGUGUAGUCUCUCUAGUGGAUAUUUACCCUACUAUGCUUGAUAUCGCUGGGAUUCCUGUACCUCAGAACCUAAGUGGAUACUCUCUGUUGCCGUUAUCAUCAGAACCGACUAAGAAUGAACAUAACUUUACAAACUUCCAUCCACCCUGGAUUCUGAGUGAAUACCAUGGAUGCAAUGUGAAUGCUUCCACCUACAUGCUUCGCACCGACCGGUGGAAAUACAUAGCCUAUUCUGAUGGUGUUUCAGUAUCGCCUCAACUGUUUGAUGUUUCUUUGGAUCCAGACGAACUAACAAACAUCGCUGCGAAAUUUCCAGAAAUCACUUCUUCUUUAGAUCAGAAGCUUCGUUCUAUUGUCAACUACCCUAAAGUUUCCGCUUCUGUCCACCAGUACAAUAAAGAGCAGUUCAUCAUGUGGAAACAAAGCGUGGGCCAAAAUUACUCAAAUGUCAUAGCAAACCUCAGAUGGCACCAGGACUGGCUAAAAGAGCCGAGGAAGUAUGAAAGUGCCAUCGAUCGGUGGCUUAAAGCCCACACCACUCCAAACACGCGUGAAGAAAAGUAAGAAAUGAAUGCUCUAGGGCCACACAGAAAUAUGUUAAUAUGUAUUUUUUUUUGGUACCAAGAAUUGAACUCAAGGGACCUUGCGCUUGCUAGGUAUCACUUAUGCCACUGACCGAAAUCCCUGGCUCCCACUAAUAUGUAUUUUAAACUGAAGUUUGAGUACUGAUUUGUAGCUACUUCUACAGAAUUACCCACUCCUAAAUUGAAUGGAAGUAUCAGAAGGAUGAAAACAAAUAAUAUUGAAGUUAUGUUUCUCUAAUAUAGUUUAUAAAAUAUUUUUAUGAUUUUUACUUACUAAUUAUAGAAUAGCUAUGUAUUUGAUGGUUGAGGGUAUUUGCUGGGCGAAUUAAAGAGUGUUAAAGGUGACCUUCCAGGCCUCACCCCAUACCUACUAGCUUAGAACUCUUAGGAUGCAAGUGAGGUGCUACUCGUACCGUUGUUUUGUUAGUUAAGGGCUGACAGCCUGACAUGAAUUUAUACCUCGUGUUCAUUGUUUGAUCAAUUAUUGUUAAUACUGUUUUAAGUGUAUCUUUCAUUACAUCUUUUGAGUGUUUCGAUAUACAUACAUAGCUCUCCAUAUUGCUGUGUACUAAGAUACCUUACUGCUUACAUUAGCCUUUCAAUUGAUAUUUUAUAUUUUCCUUGCAAAUAAAAGGCUUAUCUGUAAAUAAUAA
Cavia porcellus (domestic guinea pig) is the source of this 2463-nucleotide messenger RNA. RefSeq names its product arylsulfatase family member K (gene Arsk). Gene Ontology annotation, molecular function: arylsulfatase activity; glucuronate-2-sulfatase activity. The transcript has 8 exons. NCBI's taxonomy places the organism in Eukaryota, Metazoa, Chordata, Mammalia, Rodentia, Caviidae. The record is from RefSeq and is a predicted model, not a curated record. Bases 156 to 1790 code for a protein of 544 amino acids.